ACACAGGAUGUUAUGAAAUCUGCACGGCUGGAACUUACUGAGAACACACUCUUUCACACACGCACACACACACACACACACACACUCCAUGUUACACUCACACACUCCUGGUGCAGGCAGCUGACGCUCAGCUCAGUCCCAGUCCUCUCCUCUUCUCCAGUGAAGAGCCUGCUGGUGAUCAGUCCUCACCAGGGUCGUCCAUUUCUGUGCGGCUCAGUCGUUCAUCUGCGCUGCUGUGGUUAGUCAUCUGAGGAGGAGACAGGGAGACAGGGAGACAGGGAGACGGAGAGAGGCACUGAUGGCUGUGACCGACGUUGCAGAGGAUGACCUGGACCAGAGGCUGCGUGAAGAAGCGGAGGACGUCUUCUUCGGAGACGGUAGUCCUUUGCCAGGAGUGUCGCCCCACAUCCCAGAGAUCAUGGCGGCCGGCACUCAUUCCCCCGGUGGCCCUAAUGGAAUAAUCCGCAGUCAGUCCUUUGCUGGCUUCAGCACACUGCAAGAACGACGCUCACGAUGUAACUCCUUCAUCGGGAACGGUGUAGUGCAGAAGAAGCCUCAGUCCAAGUCCAAGAAGUCUCACCUGUCUGGACACAAGGGAGGCAGCAGCUCCAGAGAACCUCAGCCCAAGAGACUGGAGGAGGUUUAUACUGCCCUCAAGCAAGGACUGGAAGAAUACCUGGAUGCACAUCAAACAGAACUGGACAAACUCAUGGUCCUGAUGAAGGACAUGAAGAGGAACUCUCGCUUGGGGGUGCUGUACGAUCUUGACAAGCAAAUUAAAACCAUCGAGAGGUACAUGAGGCGUCUGGAGUUUCAUAUGAGCAAGGUGGACGAGCUGUAUGAGGCUUUCUGCAUCCAGAGCCGUCUGAGGGACGGUGCCAGUCGAAUGAAGCAGGCCUUCUCCUCCUCUCCCUCCACUAAAGGCACCAAGGAGAGCAUCGCUGAGGUCAACCGCCGCUACAAGGAGUACACAGAGAACAUGAGCACAUUUGAGAGUGAACUAGAAAAUCUGCUCGGAGAGUUUCACAUCAAAAUGAAAGGGUUGGCUGGAUUUGCUCGGCUGUGUCCUGGAGACCAGUAUGAGAUUUUCAUGCGGUACGGCCGUCAGAGAUGGAAGCUGAAGGGCAGGAUUGAAGUGAACUCCAGACAGAGCUGGGAUGGAGACGAGAUGGUCUUCAUGCCUCUCAUCACAGACCUUAUCAACAUCAAGGUGACGGAGCUGAAGGGUCUGGCCACCCACAUGUUGGUGGGCAGCGUGAUCUGUGAGACCAAGGAGCUGUUCACUGCCAUGCCUCAGGUGGUGGCUGUGGACGUCAAUGACCUGGGGACCAUUAAACUGAACCUGGAGGUCACCUGGUACCCCUUCGAUGUUGAAGACCUGACCCUGUCGUCUGGAAACGUCAGCAAAGCCACGGUUCUUCAGAGACGCGUGUCCAUCUACAGUCAGGGAACACCAGAGACCCCCACCUUCCAAGACACCUCCUUUUUUUCCACCUUACCAGAUGAUGUCUUUGAAAAUGGUGGCUGUGGCGUGGCUGAAUGUAAGCGUCUCUCCUUCACCUUCUCUGACACCUCCUGCUCCACGGCCAGUCCGGCCCCAAGCUCCCACUCCCGUGGUCAUUCCAACCCCGAGAUCACUGUCACUCCUCCAGAGACAGAACAAUCGUCUGCACAAAGCCUUCCAACCAGAGAGGACUCCAUCGCAGAGGAGCAUUUAGAGGAGGAAGAGGAGGAGGAGGAGGAAUAUCAGGAGGAUGGAGACACGUGCAGUCGAGGAAGCAGAAUCACCAGUGGCAGCCUGGCCAGUGAUGAAGUAGAGGCGACAGACUCUGAAUGGGAGCGGACAGAGUCUCAGAGAAAUUCCGGCUCCAUCUGUGGUUCGGCUGCUCCGUCUUUGUGCUCUGACAGCCACCUGUCCACCGUGGCUCCAGAAGAUGUUUUCCUGGACCACGCUGAUGACCUGAAACCUGUGGAAUUGGACACAGAUGAGGCAGGCAGCCUCACCAGGCAGCUGGUGAGGAGGCUGACUUCUUCUGAAAUUGUGCCCCCUAGCGCUAGCUCCACUGAGAGUGGAGGUAGUCUGAGCUGGGCGGGAGAGGGGAGCAGAGCUUUCCUGGAGAGCAGCCUGGAGGAGGCCAUCCACAGCCUGCUGAUGAGGCUGGAGUCACUGACCCAUCGCUGCCGAGAGCUGCAGGACCUGGAGCAGGAAGUGAUGCGUCUGGAGGACUUGUUGAAGUGCCGACUCCCAGGCCACAGAAGCAGAUCGUCCAGCCUUAGUCUGACAGUAGAGAGCGCUCUGGAGAGCUUUGACUUCCUUAACACAUCUGAUUUUGACGAUGAGGACACUGGAGACGACAAUGGCGUCCUCAGCCUCCCUCCACAGAGGUCGCCCAUAUUUGAUGCAGAUGGGGAAAGGAUCGGGGUUCAGCAUCCAGAAGCCAGGGGACACCUGAGUGAAGCCUUGACAGAAGACACCGGGGUGGGCAACAGUGUGGCAGGAAGUCCCCUCCCUCUUACAACGGGUAAUGAGAACCUGGACGUGGCCAUCGUCAUCCACCUGCAGUACUGCAAUCACCUCAUACAGCUGCUGACCAGUGGUCCCAGUGUGUGGCAGCGCAGCAGUCUGCUCCUCAAACUGACCAGACAGACUCAGCUGUUAGAGGACUUGGCAGAAAUCAGUGUGGACAGACUGGGAGCCAUUACAUCUGCAGCUGAUGUCCUACCAGGACUUGCCGAGCGUCCAGAGUUGAUGACUCUGUGGUCAGAGUGCAACGGGUCUGCAGGACUUUUCCACACCACACUGGACCGAGUGAUCAAACACAUGAAGCAGUGUUACACGGGGGUGCUGCAGGAGAGACACCCCCACAGCACUGACUCAGUGAUUAGUAUUGUAGUGGGUGAGAUGGUGGACAGGAGCGACCUGGUGACAUCACACACUCCUCCUGCCUACACACAGGACGUCCUGACCGUGUUUCAGUUCCAUAGCUACAUCCUGCAACAUGCGGUCCAGAACAUGGGGAGCCAUCUGCUGGACCUGGCCAGAGAGGAGGUGUUCACGGAGACUCUGAUCAUUGGAGAUUAUUCUCAGUGUCUGGUGGAGAUGGAGGCGGUGCCUGUGUCAUCACUGUGGCCUAAAAACAGCACGCUCAGAGCUCUGGCCUCCCUGCUCACGGCCGACCAUCCUCAGGUCAACAAGGCUGCAGCAGAAUACCUCUGUUCAGGAGCGUCACACAGUCACUUCAGGACAAGAGCUGUAGAGUUCUACACUCAGGCCUUAUCAGAGGCUGGAGGUCAGAGUCAGAGAGCAGCUUGUUCGGCUCUCAGCUGUCUCCAGGCUGUGGAGAGCAUCAAAGCUGUGGUGGCGCUCUGUGACUCAGCUGAUGAGGAGCUCCGCCAUGUCGCCAUAGAAACCCUGCUCACAUUUGGUGAUGAGGGACGACUGGCCUACGAGCAGCUGCACACAGUCUCCAGGGAGAUGAUGCGUCUGGGCACACGCAGAGGAAACGCUGUGACCACGGCCUUCUGAACAAUCUGCUCUGAAAUCAGAGAUAACAGACACACGUCUGAGGCUGACCUCUGAGGACAAUGGUGUCGCACCGUAAACCUCACCAGGCUGAUGGUCACUUUACUCUGAUCUUAUCGGAACAGACCUGAGGACUUCUACUCACCCGCUCUCCCCUCCCACAGUCACCCUGCCUCCUGAGCCACUCACACUGGUAACUCUCACGUUUUACUGUCACAGGACACAAAACCACUGAAAGUGCACUGUACUGGGAAAUGGAAGACAGACCACACACCACUGCUCACAUCACCUCUCUCGCCCUUCCACUAUUGGAUGAACGUUUUAGCUGUUACAGAUUCAACUGUGUAAUACUUUAACAAUGCCUUUUUUUGUUGUCACAUGUUAAAGUUGGUGAAAUGUUUCAAGGGUGAUUCCGGAAAACCUGGCACUGUUUUAAUGUAUGUAAAUAAGGCCUGCUAGACACACACACUGUUAGGUGCAUGGUUGGCUUUCAAAAUGUGUGUGUGGGUUUUUUUAUUAUUAUUAUUUUACUUGGUACGUUCUAUUUUAUGUUCAGGGAUUAUGGAUGAAAUGUGUUUUGUAGAAUCACGGUCCAAUCACAGAGUGGCUUCAGAGAGGAGUGAGGCAAAUGUGGUGGAAAAGCACUUUGCUGUUUCUGAACGGCUCCAGAGUGAAAGGAACGUCUGCUCAGAAACUUUAACCUCAGCUCUGGUUUCUCAUUCUUGCAGUUGAAUAAGUGCAAUUUUUCUGUACAUAUCUAUCAUGAACGUUGGGCUCUGACCAUGGAGGUCAAGCAGGCAAGUUCCACAUUUCUCUUUUGUAAAUGAAUAUUUCCAGGUGUGGAGCCAGCAGAGGGCGAUACAUUCAGUUUUUAGCAGCAUCCAUCUGACAAUGGAGGAGAAGGAGGAUUCUGUAGGGGCAGCAUGGGAUCUAGCUGAGCUCACAUGUGCUGCGUCUGGUACGUCUGUCUGGGUAUUUUCUUUCUGACUGUAAAUGUGAGCACAGUGACCUGAGGAAGGUACUAAACCACUUCUCUCAUUCUAACUGUACUACUGAGUCCAGUGAGAUGAUAAAACUCGCAGUUUUUAUCACCACUUAUUUAUUAUUUACUCCUUGUAAUUCUAAUAUGCUUUAUUGUUCCAGUGCCGGUGACUUUGUUUUGUAAAUAUUUGAUUUUUGAUGCUAUGUUUCGAAGAUUUCCACUUGUGACCAUGCGACUGAUUUAAUGCUUAACUUAAAGGGGAGUUUAUUUUGGAGAUAAUGUUAAAUACUAUUAUUUUGGAGAAGAUUAAGAUUUGCAUAUAGUCUUAUAGUGUUACAGUGUUUUGUUUUUCUUAUACAAGGCCCCAAGCUUCAGUAACUAUAUAUACUUUUAUGAGAUUACCUGCAACCAAAGGAAGAUAGCUCGUAAUUCAUCUGGGACAAUGUUUUUAAAAUAAAACUAAGAUAAAAAAAAAAACAAAGCACAAGGUUAACCCACACUCCAGCAUUAGGCCAUAACCGCUAAGUCCAAAGCCAUAUAAAUCAAACUUCAAUAAAUCAUUUCUAUAAAUUCUAUAUUUUAAUACCUGUAGGUAUGAAGUUGCUACUGAAGCCUAAUCUUUUUUCUAAACAGCCUUUUCCAAAAUAAAGUUCAUGUGUUAAACAUCCUAUACAGUAUAUUAAUCUGGUAUCAGACUCACCUGCUCAGCAUAUUUUUUAUUCUUUCAGACUUGCAGUUGACCAGUGUUACUUUUUACUUCUAAACACUGCAGAGUACAAGCUGAAUUAAUUGUUGAUUUUUGAUUAUUACUACUGGGCAGUUCUCCCUAUACUGAGCUUAGUCAUGUCUGGUCAGUGGCUUCAGUACUACUGCUCUUUGUGGUUAGCAUUUCCUCUGCUCAAGCUGCAAUAAAUUUUAUUUUUGCACAAGUUA
This is a messenger RNA of Cynoglossus semilaevis (tongue sole), 5438 nucleotides long. RefSeq names its product RHO family interacting cell polarization regulator 2 (gene ripor2). Lineage: Eukaryota; Metazoa; Chordata; Actinopteri; Pleuronectiformes; Cynoglossidae. Bases 299 to 3526 code for a protein of 1075 amino acids. The record is from RefSeq and is a predicted model, not a curated record. The transcript has 22 exons.